ACAGGUUUACCACAAAAGUUCCACAUGUUACUGCUAGCUUUACAUAUGCUUACAUUUCCAGAGAAUAGAAAGCAAAAGAUGACUGUUCUUCUAAUUUUCACCUAUGAUCUGAGUACCAGUGUAAUGCGUCACUCACUAAACAAUGCUCUCGUGUACAUUUCAAUUCGAUAAUAGCACGUUGGACAGAGGACCGCGCUCACAGUUAGAAUAUUAGCAGUGGUUAGCGCAUUGCACUAUGGACCCAGUGGAACUGAGUUUGAUUCUCAGCCACUGCUAACAUCAGCGGAGAGUGCAGUGUGAACCAGUCUUGGACCCCUCUGCUUCUCCAAAGUGCACUGACUAAAAAUAGCGAAUAUAAUCUCACUACGACUGAUACUUCACAGGGAAGCCUUCACUCGAUUGACGAAGGGCUGUAAUUACAUAUUAAUUCCACCAAAUGUAUUUUUUUCCAAUGUAGCUAUAAACAAAACGACACAUGUCCUCACCUCUAAAAUGUCUUGGGUUUCCAUGCCAUUGCUUAGUACUAAACAUUUAAAAAAGGGACAUUUCCACACACAUGCAAAUCUGCACAAACGGAACCACUGUUUCUGGAUCACCUGAUUUGCGACUUCACUACAGAUACCACUAUCUGCUCUGCUUGUGUUGCACACGCUCAGGUUCCAGGCUGCCCUAUCUUGUUUAUAAUGUCCCAUCUAUGUUUUCCAAGUAAUUUGCAUGCAUUCACUUGGAUGACGUAUUUUCGCUUGGCCAGAUGCCGGAAGAUGUAAAGGGGUAGGAAGUGGAGAAACGGUCAGCUCUUCACAUAUUAAAACAAGGCACCAAACACCAUCUGACAUUUAACAAGAAUCUCCAAUAGACUACAUUCAUAAUAAAUGUGUAAUAGCGGCCUGCAGAAAUGUAUGCAGGGAAAAAAAUAUAAAAAAUCGAAAUCAAGUUAUAAACAGUUGGGCAGUGCUCUUUUUUGGCAGUCCCGAUCCCGGAUUGCUGCCGUGGGGAGCCAGACUCUCCUGAGUACAUCAACUGAUGACUGUACAUAAAGUGUUGCAAAUUUAAUAAACCCAGAAAGGAUAAUGGGCUGAGCCGACUCCUGGUCUUUAAAACAAAUAAAAAAACAAUGGGAGUGGCUACAAUGUGUUCAAGAUGCUGCAGAAGUUGUAAACCAUGGAUCAACUCAGUCCUUUGCACUUGGUGGCAGUUGGUAGAAAAUGUGAACGUGAAACAUUGUUGGUAUCUUUUAAGCGGUAACACAUUUUGUAGCCUCUGUAUUUGCAGGAAUUAUUGAUCAAUUGUAUUACAAUCUGUAAUUAUGUAAGUUCUAUUGGUAUACAUUUUGUUAUUAAAACGGCAGCUGAAAUUGAGAAUAACUGAACGGGAAUUUGAUGUUUUGCAUCAAAGUUGAACAUCUUACAUAGGUAAGAUGUUCAACUUUGAUGCAAAACAUCAAAUUCUCGUUCACAUAUAUUAUCAAUGCACUCACAAUUCGGCAACAUAGGACAUUUAAUAUUUUAUUUUCAGAGAAAUUGAUAAUAUCGCAGAUGAAGAGACAAAACAAGAGCAAAGACUCAAUCAAAAUUGUUUCUAGUUUGUAUUGUUUUUUAAACAUCGCAUUUGGUGUGCAAUCAGUUUGUAAUCAUUGGGGUGGGGGGUAAUGACCAAUAUUUGAACUUGCGAUCUGCUAUUCAACUAAUAGGCAAUACAAUAACUUUCCAUUUCAACACAAAAGAUAAAAACAUACACUUGCGAUGUAUGAUAUUUAACAGUAAAUCAACGUUGUAAUAAAUAAUUUAGCCAGACUAGCAUUCGUGAUCCUCAACGCUCUUUCAGUUGCAUGUUGCUUGGGUUGUUUGGCAAAUUUCUUUUAGAGAAUGUUUGCAAAUAGGAGGAGGCUGGAGUACUCGGAAAAAAAACUUCACACUUAAAAGGGGAUAACACUGCAUAAAUUGGACGGAUACAGUAGGCCAGCGACUUUCUUUCUACAAUGCCACCCAUGCAUCCUUCAUGUAUCUCAUUAUACAACCAUCGUUUGCGAUUACAAAUGUGAUUUGUAACUUUCAUGCUUACAUAUGUAUCAAUAGUUCAAUUUAAUGGGAAAUUUUAUUGAGGGACCAUCUGUUGUUUUGGUCUUUUCUGGGACUGAUUAAGCUGUUGUUUUGCUGCCUUGUCCAAGUUUGGGAACUGGUGUACUUGUGCAACUUUGAGGUAAAACUUUACGUAUUUUACGUAUACAAUUUUCGUGAUUUACUUACCUUUCUUAUUAUUUGCACUCCUAUCUUUGUUUGUAUUGUUUGUUGUUGUAACUUUCUGACCCACCUAUACUGCAAAUCUAUGAAAAAGAGCUUCAUAGAUAAUUGUAUUUCUCCAGAAUAUAUAGAGAUUCUGAUGCUGAGCAUUAAACUGGUCAGACUACUACCGUUAUGUGAAAUAGGUUAGAGUCAAGGAAGCAAAUGUUAACAAAGGAAAUUGAAUAUUCUAGACUAGGACAAAGAGGUUAUUAUGAGUGCCAGUGAGGGGUUAGAGGAUGUGGCCUCAAAUGAACCAAGUUUCCUGAGGACAAUGGGGAAACAUUUUUGAAAGUCAUGAUGGGUGAUGACUUUUAGAAAACUCUAUCACAUCAAUACCUGCUAGAGUGCAGAAAUUAGCUGAUUCAUAUCAAACAUUCCUAUGUAUAGACAAAAUAACUUCCUUGUAAUAUUUCCGGAGAGACUUUGAAAAGUACUGUCAUUGACUACUUGCUGAGGCCGGGACGGCACACGAGAGUGGGGUAUGGAUAGAAACGCGUACACACCUGGCCACUUUUGUCUCCCUAUAAUUUGGCCAUUUAUGACUACGCCACGCAAGAGAUGAUUGCGGUCAAUCCCGUUAAUGCCACCGCAGCGCAAAAUUGCUUGCUACCUUCUGCUAGAUCACAGAAAUGUCACACAGCUGACUCUACACAUAACCGUCAAAGUCCAAUUUAACAUUUUUAUUAUCAUCACCACCAUCUGGCAUUAGGUUUUAGGUCUAUCCGUGGGUCAACGACCUCUGGAUGCCAAGCCAAAGUGUCUCCCUGCUUAAACAAGUGUCUGGCAAUGUUGACCUCAAUUGGUGAACGCUUCUCCACACGGUCCUGUAAAUCCCCCUCACCAGUCACUUGAUGAAUCUACCAGUCUAGUGGUACUCAUUUUAUCAACCAGAUAGGAGAAAAUGAGCUCAGUCAGCCACCAACCAGGAUUUUGAGUUUUGCACGAUCUGAUAGCGACUGUGAAUUUCUUAAGAUUGAUGGUAGUUUUUCAAGAAUGAUACCACUUCUGGUAUACAUAUGGAACUUUUCCAACACGUAGCUUUGCAAGCCCGGGAAAAAAUACUAAAUAGAGGAAAACCUUGCCCAACGCGUGUUAGUCGAAUGCGUGUUUCGUUUACACACGAUUUACAAACUUAGGUCUGUUCUACAAAACACGGGGGUGAUGUUUCAACAAUACAUUAUGCGGUUUGACGCUGCUAAUAUUAUCAUGUCCGUGUUGAAAAGUAAUGCCCGCAGUGUUACAUCGGUUGGAAGGUGUGAAUGCAUCGACUAUGAGAACGAUUUAUUUACCGUGUAUGUUUUGUGUGUGUAUGUUUUUGUAUAAUAAUGUAACACACUCAACACGUAGAGCAGCAAAAUACAAAUGCUCACAAUGCCGCAUCACUGUCCAACUGGCGCUCGACUCGUUGUUUUGGGCAACGCUCCUCUGACCUCCAUUGUUGUUGGAGGGCAACUGCCUCCAACUCUCUAGUUAUGUCCUUCCCGAGCCUCCUCCACAGUCAUCGGCUCGUCUGAUCAGCUCCACAUCCUCCUAUACAGUAUUAGUCCAUAAUGUUUCUACCCAUGCCCUGCUCUUUUAGCCUCCUCUAUCCGGUCAAGCAGAAGCUGCUUGGGCAUGCAGUUGAUGGGCAUGUGGGCUCCAUAAUCCAGCCAACGCAGCCUUGCCUGCCUGAGGAGCUCAUUUUUGGGAGUGACCAAAUCUGUCAACCAUCGGUCAGCUCCACGUAUUCCAUUAUAACCUAACCGAUACAAAAAUCUGUCCUUAAAGUUGGUUUGGUAUCAUCAGCAGGAUUAACACUGUAUCACUUCCUGCUGGCCAAGAGAAACAAAAAUCUGAAUUUGUAAUUUGCAUGCCAGCUUGAUGUGGGCAGUUUUUCAGAUAGGGAAGUAUUCUGAUUGCAAUCUGAGGGUUCAUGUGGACAGUAGAUUCAAUAUAAAAACCAAGACGGCCCAGCAGUGAGACACGGUAGUGGAAAGGAAAGACUCGUGCACAAGAAGCUCCAAGUCUUCAAUAAACUCCAGUUCUUCGAUCAGCCAUGCUCGCCUUUCUCGUCUGCGCUGCUCUGCUGGUUGGAGCUGAGGUGUCUGCUCAGAGUUGUGGUAUCGCAGCGUAUUCCCAGAUCCGCGUGGUGAACGGCGUGGAGGCUCGCGCCAACUCCUGGCCUUGGCAGGCGCUCGUGCAGAGGUACUCUGGAGGAAGAUGGGUCAACUACUGUGGAGGAACCCUCAUUGAUAGUCAAUGGGUGCUUACCUCUGCGAGCUGCUACACGAGUGGAUACAGCUACAGGGUGGUGCUGGGAAAGCACAGUCUGUCCACAACCGAGUCGGGGCAAGUCACACCUGCAUUGAGCCUGAUCGCCUGGCAUAGCUACUGGAAUCCCAGCAUCCCGGCCAAUGGGUACGACAUCGCCAUGUUCAAGAUUGCGUCGCCCGUGGCUCUUUCCAGCAAGGUGCGCCUCGCCUGCCUGCCCAGCGCCAACCAGAUACUGCCCAACAACUACCCGUGCUACGUUACAGGCUGGGGAUCCCUUUCCACCAGCGGCCCCUUCCCCAGCGAGCUGCAGCAGGCCAGCCUGCCCGUGGUGGACUACGCGACGUGCAGCCAGGCCAGCUGGUGGGGGAGCAGCCUGAGGAGCAGCGUGAUCUGCGCGGGGGGCAGCACCCGCUCUGCGUGCUAUGGUGAUGGAGGUGGCCCACUGAACUGCCAGCGAUCGGACAAUGCCUGGGUGGUGCAGGGAAUCUCCAGCUACGUCUCAUCUCUGGGCUGCAACACGAUUCGCAAGCCCACCGUGUUCACCCGUGUGUCAGCCUACAACAGCUGGAUCAGCAACGUCAUGAGCGUGUACCGUGAAGCCCCAAAGCUCGCCGAUGGAGAGCAGCGCGUCAACAGCGGAGCCAAUGCCACAAUUGCUGCAUUCAGGCAGCCACAGGAGUAAAGCUAUAUGCUCUUUACAUCAAUGCUACAACUAACCUUAGAAUUAUAGUAUCUUGCUAUGGGUAUUUAGUUUUAAUAUUGGACUGGGCAUGUGGUUCAAUGCAGUGAGUUUGUGUGGUCACAUUGCUAUACAUGUCAUCACCUAUGAUAGUAAAUGCUGCUCAUGUGACCACUCUCAAAAAGACUGACUCCAUUUUGCAUGAAUACCGGAUGUUAAGUAGUUAUCUUUGUAUUUUGUGACGAAAGAAAGUGGCAAUAAAACCAGCAUGCAUACUGGAUCAUAAAGUGCCAUUUAUAUCACUUGAGAAGCUAUUGAUUGAAUCUGAAAUAUUAGGAUGAGGCCGAGGCAGCAUGAGUUAAAUUUCAUCCGUUGUCAUAGUUUAGUAGGGAAUGGAACAUCAUGUGUUAUUGUGGGACGACAGCUGAUUCAGGGCGAUGCGAUUUUGGCUUGGUGUAAAUGCAAUUUGGAGAACAAUUAAAGUACCUGGUUUGUUGAAUUGACUGGUGGAAGUUAUACCACAUUAACCAUACACAUAAUUACAGGAUUCUCAGAUUAUUAUUUUGGCGUUCAUCUGUAUUGCUAGGACACAUAAAGAUGUCACUAAAAUAUAGAAUCACAUUUGAGUAAUCUAUAAAAUAAUACGCUUUUUCAGGUGUGUGCCUGACUUUAAUGCAUCGGGAUGACAUCAUGCGAGUUUUGGGUGAGGUGAAGGGGUUGAUGGCUUCAAAAAUGCAGGAGUGUUGAGAGGCGUAUUAAUGUCACGCCAGGAUGGGGUGAUGGUGUGAGAAGGCAGGGUGAUGAUGUCACGAGAUGACGAGGGACCGAAUGAAGAUCAUGAUAUCACGAGACCUUAGGCUGGUUAGAAUUUAUAGAGGGAUCAUAACGUCAUGUGAUACUAGUGAAGUUUAUGAUAAGUGUAAUGACUCGGACAACUUGAACUGUAGAGUUUUCUUUAGUUAUUAUUUAGGCAUCAACUUAUUUUCAUGCACUGCCCGCGUUAAUCUACCUCGUAGGGAGGUGGGGACAACAACACACAGACGGUGCGAUGCCUCCUGCCACCUCAUCAGCAGACCUUCCUGAAGGACGAACUGCGAGACUCCCUUAGGCCCAGGGUUCUCGUGGUCAGUUUCUGUCCAGCACCACAUGUUCAACAGGGAGACAACCUCCAUCUGUAGCUGGCCUCAUUCGGCAUGCGUGAACCCCAACGUGUCAUCUCUAUGUGUGACCACCACGGCUGGUGGUGGGUCACUGAAAGCCACUUUGACCCCGGUGGCCCAGCCCUAGGCUGUUUACACUGGCCCUCGCUCGACGAGCAUGCGCAGCAUCUCUUCAGCGGCAAGCGGGAUGAUGCAUCGGCAUAGCAGUGCCCCACACCCCUGCGGUGAACCACUCGAAAGAAGUACUCCUGGAGUAUUUCCAACUAGCGUGAGAGCUGGCCGGGAGGCUGGUCCACUCUCAGAGAGAACUCGGGUGCCACGUGGUCCAUGAAUACUACAGACUCUCUGCCAUAGAGAUAAGGCCUGUACUGUUGGACGAAGUACACCAUGGCCAACAGUUCCCUACGGGUGACACGGUACCACUGCUCGGUGGUUGACAGGAUGCGACUCCCGUAUGCGAUCACCCUUUCCACCCCGUUCUUCACCUAGGACAGGACAGCUUCUAAGCCCAUGUCACUUGCAUCAGUGUCCAGUAAGGACGGCAGGGAAACGCGAUCUCGCAGCGCAGGGAACGCAGCCUCCUCCUGGAGUGUAGAAGAAGUUUUCCUGGAGGUCAAAUUUUAAAUCAUUUUGCAUUGUGUCUUCCACCAGACGUUCCCAGAAUACCUGCACUAUUUGUUUGGGCCUUCCACAUUUAUCUGGUCGGUGCCCCAAGUGUCGGAUCCAACUUACCACGGGUGGUGAUCAUUUGACAGCUCCGCCCUUCUCUUUACCUGAGUGUCCAUAACAUAUGCCCUUAGGUCCUAUGAUGCAGCAAUGUCAAUUAUUGACGUUAGGCCCAAGGUGCUCUCGUACCAAGUAUACUUAUGAGCAUCGUUGUGUUCAAAAAUGGUGUUUGUUAUUGACAUUCUAUGACUAAUGUAGAAUUCCAAUAAUAUUUCACCGUUCGGGUUCAGAUCAGGGGGGUAUUCCUCCCAAUCGCGACUCUUCAGGUAUUUCCAUUGUUUCCCACGUGAACAUGGAAGUCGCCCAUUAAGACUAUGGAGUCGGUAGGCAGCACCGUAUCGAGCACUGCAUCCUCCAUCUCCAAGAAGGCCGAAUACUCUGAACUGCUGUUUCGUUCAUGAGCACAGACAUCAGUCAGAGUUUUCCUUUUUGAGACCCGAUGUCUCAAUGAGGCUACCCUCUCAUCCAAUGGUACAAACUCCAACUGAAUAGCACCCAGCAGGGGGCUUGUGAAUAUCCCCACAUCCGCCCAUGGCCUCUCACCACAUUGCUGCCAUGGGGGAGCCAGUCUCUCCUUGGGAGUUUAACUGUUGACUGUACACAAAGUGUUGCAUAUAUAACAAACCCAGAAAGGAUGAUGGGCUGAGCCGACCCCUGGUAUCUAAAACAAGAUCAAUUUAAAGGGGAGUGGCUACAAUGUGUUCAGAAUGCUGCAAGAGUUGUAAAACACGGAUCAACUCACUCCUGUGCACUGGGUGUCGGUUGGUAGAAAAUGUUAACGUGAAUUAUUGUUGACAUCUUUUAAGCGGUACCAUAUUUUGGAGCCUCUGUAUUCGGCAGAUUCUUUGACAAAUUAGUUUUCAAUCUGUCAUAGCUCGAGUGGUACACAUUUUGUUAUUACAAGAACGGCAGCUGAAAUUAAGAAUAACUGAACGUGAACUUGGUAUUUUCCACCAAAAGUUGAACAUCUAAUCUAGAAGUAUUAUUGAUGCACUGCCAAUUCGUCAAUAUAGGACAACAUUUAAUAUUUUAUUUUCAAAGAGAUUGAAAAUAUCGCAAAUGAAAAAGACAAAUAAAGGCAAAGACUCAAACAAAUUGUAUCUAAUCUGUGUGGCUUUUAAACAUCGCAUUUUUUCUGCAAUCACUUCGUAGUAAUCUAAAACUCUCCUUUGCACUGGAACCUUGAGAUAUACUGCAUAGGGGGGGGUGGGGGUGGUAAUGUUCGUGAUUUGAAAUUGCGAUCUGGGAUUCAACUCUUAGGCAAUACAAUAAUCUGACAAUUUAACACAAAAGAUAAAUACACUUGCGACGUAUGUUUUACAGGAAAUCAUUCGUGAGCCUCAAGCUUCCUUUCAGUUAGAUGCUGCUUGUGUUGUUUGGCUAAUUUCUUAUCGAGAACUUUGCAUAUACGAGGCUGGAGUUCUUAGAGGGUGGGCUUAGCCCCACCCCCCUUCCUCCUCUUAACCAUGCCUUCCCCCAUCAUCUCAUUGUCAUCGUCAUCUAAACCGUUAAUAUUAAAGGUAUGUAAGUUAAUCUA
Molecule: messenger RNA, 8637 nt
Organism: Petromyzon marinus (sea lamprey)
Lineage: Eukaryota; Metazoa; Chordata; Hyperoartia; Petromyzontiformes; Petromyzontidae
Product: chymotrypsin-like elastase family member 2A
Biological process (GO): proteolysis
Molecular function (GO): serine-type endopeptidase activity
Source: RefSeq, a predicted model, not a curated record